Cooperia oncophora is the source of this 750-nucleotide messenger RNA. The record is from the annotation of a GenBank genome assembly. NCBI's taxonomy places the organism in Eukaryota, Metazoa, Nematoda, Chromadorea, Rhabditida, Trichostrongylidae.
AUGAGUGGGGAUCCAAAAGAUACCCCUCCCAAACCUAUCAUCGAAACGAAGGCUGAGAAGAAAGAAAGGCGCAGACGAGAGAAGGAAGAGCUUCUGGCAUACAAGGUUGAACAAGGUAUCGCGCAAUGGAAUCCUGCUGAAAAUCCAAAUGCUACCGAAGACCCGUAUAAAACUCUCUUCGUUGCUAGAAUAAAUUACGAAACCUCGGAGAAUAAGCUGAAGCGAGAAUUCGAAACCUACGGAAAAAUAAAAAAGCUGGCCAUGAUCCACGAUCUGAACGGGAAGCCACGUGGUUAUGCUUUCAUUGAAUAUAGCGAUAAAGCGGAAAUGUCAAAUGCUUACAAACGUGCGGAUGGAACCAAAGUUGAUGGACGCAGGCUAAUUGUUGAUUAUGAGCGAGGCCGUACCCAGAAAUCGUGGUUACCGAGAAGACUGGGAGGUGGUAAAGGAGAUACUAGGAGAGCGCGUGAAUCACGCGCAGCAAUGGAAGAACGCGAAGCAGCCGGUCUACCUCCUGUGGACGGUUUUCGUGAUCGUGAUCGGGACAGAGCCGACUCUCCUCGUGGACCAACAAGGGAUAGCUAUCGUGAUCAUGACAGGAAUGGCUCCUCCAGACAUCGUAGUCGUUCUCGCGACCGUAGUUAUGGAAGCCGUGGAGGUGAUCGUGGAGAUAAUGGUUAUGGGCGCGAUGAUCGCCGAAGUGGCGGAUUCCGAGGACCUCCUCCUUCGUAUGGUGGACACAGGAGAUGA